AUGAUGAACAAGUUACUAAUAGUGGUGAUUAUAGUGGCUGAGAUUUCAAGAAUAUUUUCGAUAGAAGAUACCUCUUCGAAGGUAUUUGUGGUGGAGUUGAACAAGUUGUUGGUGAAUAAUAAAAUUUCAGAUGACUACUGCAUUGAUGAAAAAAUAUUUUGCGAUAAUGGUCAGAUCAGUACUAUGAAUCUAGAAGCGGUUAAGCUAUGUAGAUUUCCUGUAGAGAUUACAAUAAUUAGGGAUACAUUAAAGAAUUUGACAAUAACAUACGCAAACCUGAAAGGUAACAUUCCAGAUGAAAUUUAUAAAUUGACUGAAUUGGAAUAUCUAAAUUUAGAAGGGAACAAAUUUAGUGGUAGUUUGAGUGAUAAUAUUAAAAAUCUGAUUAAAUUAUCGUAUCUUGACUUGAAUGGAUCAAAUCUAUCUGGACCGAUACCUGAUGGUCUAUAUUUAUUGAAUGAAUUGAAAUUUCUGAAUCUGAAAGGAAACAAAUUUGAUGGUAGUUUAAAUAACAAUAUUAAAAAUAUGAGCAAGUUACAGGCUCUUGAUUUAAGUGGAUCAAGUCUAUCUGGACCGAUACCUGAUGGUCUAUAUUCAUUAACUGAAUUACGAUAUCUGAAUCUACAAGGAAGCAGAUUUAAUGGUGAUUUAAAUGAUAAGAUUAGAGAUAUGAAUGAAUUAUCGUAUCUUGACUUAAGUGGAUCAAAUUUAUCUGGAUCGAUACCUGGUGGUCUAUAUUCACUGGAUAAAUUGGAACAUCUAAUAUUAAGAGAUAAUAGAUUUAAUGGUGGUUUAAGUGAUAAGGUUAAGAAUCUGAAUAAAUUAUUGUAUCUUGACUUAAGUAGAUCAAAUCUAUCUGGACCAAUAUCAGAUGGUUUAUAUUCAUUGACUGAAUUACAACAUUUGAAUCUACAAGGGAAUAGAUUUGAUGGUGAUUUAGGUGAUAAAAUUAGAUAUAUGAAUAAAUUAUUGUCUCUUGACAUAAGUGAAUCAAAUCUAUCUGGACCGAUACCUGAUGGUUUAUAUUUAUUGACCAAAUUGCAAUAUCUGGAUUUAAAAGGAAACAAAUUUGAUGGUAGUCUAAAUAAUAACAUCAGAUAUUUGGACAAGCUAUCGUACCUUGACUUAAGUGGAUCAAGUCUAUCUGGACCAAUACCUGAUGGUCUAUAUUCAUUAACUGAAUUAAGAUAUCUGAAUCUACAACAAAACAGAUUUGAUGGUGGUUUAAAUGAUAAGAUUAGAGAUCUGAAUAAGUUAUGGAAUCUUGACUUAAGUAAUUCAAAUAUAUCUGGAUCGAUACCUGAUGGUCUAUAUUCAUUGACUGAAUUAGAAUAUCUAUAUCUUAUGGGUAACAGUAUCAAUGGUACUUUAUCACCUAAGAUUGGUAAUAUGAUUAUGUUAACUAGUCUAAAUCUGAGUUUUAAUCAAUUAAGUGGAAUUAUACCAAAUGAAAUAGGUAAUUUAAUCAAUCUGAAAGAUUUAGAAAUGAGAGACAAUGAAUUUGAAGGUAAUAUUCCUGAUCUGAGUCGUCUAGAAUUUUUAGUAAAUAUGAAUAUUAGCUCAACAAAACAUAUUCUGAAUGCAAGUUGUGAUAAUAAAACGUUACCUCCAUAUAUUACUAAGAACAGAUGUUUCAUUGCACCUGUGAACAGAUUAUGCAAUAGUACUAUACACUGCGAAUAUAGCAAUAAGCCUGUAGAUAAAUCAUCAAUUGGUUCAAUGUUCUACACACCAAUACUGAAAAUGGUUGUUAUGAUGAUAGUAUGCAGAGGUGUGAUAGAGACAGAGAGAUUUAUUGAGGGUUGA
Molecule: messenger RNA, 1806 nt
Organism: Schistocerca gregaria
Lineage: Eukaryota; Metazoa; Arthropoda; Insecta; Orthoptera; Acrididae
Exons: 2
Coding region: 1-1806 (601 amino acids)
Molecular function (GO): protein binding
Source: RefSeq, a predicted model, not a curated record